UUUUAUUUGAAAAAUGUCGGAAAUUCCGUGACCCGGAAGUACUGAUUUAACUUGGUUGACGAUGCGAUGAUGAUGCUGGUGAAGAAAGAUGGCAGCAGCUGGAAGAGCAAAUGUGCAGUCCAAGAGGUGCUGAAAGUGGGAGUUGCAGCAGCACAGCAGUCCAGUGGUACACACAGUUCACCUUUGACCUCUGCACCAUCACCCUUGACUCGCCUCCCGGGAACCUCAGAUACCGCUGCAACUAUCAGAGAUCUUCCCCAGAGGUAUCGAAGAAGGAUAGUUGGUCCAGAGGAGAUGGAGUACAUCCAGCGUGGUGGACCAGAGAAACAGACAUCACUGAUAACCUGCCAAACCAUUCUCUGGAUAUUUAUUCAGUACUGUAUAGCUUUUUAGGAGCAUAACUGCCAGAGAUUCCAAUAUAAAAUGCACAAAGAAACUGAUUU
Oncorhynchus gorbuscha (pink salmon) is the source of this 443-nucleotide messenger RNA. RefSeq names its product 28S ribosomal protein S36, mitochondrial-like. The transcript is spliced from 3 exons. The record is from RefSeq and is a predicted model, not a curated record. Gene Ontology annotation, biological process: 2-oxoglutarate metabolic process. NCBI's taxonomy places the organism in Eukaryota, Metazoa, Chordata, Actinopteri, Salmoniformes, Salmonidae. Bases 67 to 393 code for a protein of 108 amino acids.